GCCGGGCAGGGAGUCGCCUCCGCCCGCUGGCUCCAGGUCCAGGAGCGAGAGCAGCCGCAGCUGGGAGCGGAGCAGGCACGGUGGAGACCUGCUACCGCCCCUCGCCCUCCUCCUCCUCCUGCCCCUCGCACCAUGGCCCGCUGCACAUCGGCGGCCGGGCUCGGCUUCGUGCUCCUGCUCUGGAGCGGGGCGCUUUUCCUCGCCGCCUCCCCGCAGCCCCAGCCGCCGCCGCCGCGGGGCAGCGUGUGGUGCCCCAGCCGCUGCUUGUGCUUCCGCACCACGGUGCGCUGCAUGCAUCUGAUGCUGGAAAGCGUCCCCGCCGUGUCGCCCCAAACCACCAUCCUAGAUCUACGGUUUAAUAGAAUUAAAGAAAUUCAGCCUGGAGCAUUUAGACGGCUUAAAAACCUGAACACACUGCUUCUAAACAACAAUCAGAUUAAAAGAAUACCUAGUGGGGCAUUUGAAGACCUUGAAAAUCUAAAAUAUCUCUAUUUGUACAAGAAUGAAAUCCAGUCAAUUGACAGGCAAGCAUUUAAAGGACUUGCCUCUCUAGAACAACUGUAUCUGCACUUUAAUCACAUAGAAACAUUGGAACCUGAAUCCUUUACGCAUCUUCCAAAACUUGAAAGACUAUUUUUGCAUAAUAACAGAAUAGCUCAUUUAGUUCCUGGGACAUUUAGUCAUUUGGAAUCUAUGAAGAGACUGCGUCUGGAUUCAAAUGCUCUGCAGUGUGACUGUGAAAUCCUAUGGCUGGCAGACUUGUUGAAGACAUAUGCAGAAUCUGGUAAUGCUCAAGCAGCAGCUACUUGUGAGUAUCCAAGGAGGAUCCAGGGGCGAUCAGUGGCCACAAUAACACCAGAAGAACUUAACUGUGAGAGGCCAAGAAUUACGUCAGAACCUCAGGAUGUGGACGUUACCUCAGGGAAUACAGUGUACUUCACUUGCAGAGCUGAAGGCAAUCCCAAACCAGAAAUUAUCUGGCUUCGAAACAAUAAUGAGCUCAGUAUGCAAACAGAUUCCCGUCUAAACUUGCUAGAUGAUGGCACUCUGAUGAUUCAGAAUACUCAAGAGACAGACCAGGGUAUUUACCAGUGCAUGGCGAAAAAUGUGGCAGGAGAAGUGAAAACUCAAGAAGUUACUCUUAGAUACUUUGGGUCACCAGCCAGGCCAAGUUUUGUGAUCCACCCACAAAAUACAGAAGUAUUAGUUGGAGAAAGUGUUACUUUGGAAUGCAGUGCAACCGGCCAUCCGCAACCGCGGAUCACAUGGACAAAAGGCGACAGAACCCCUUUACCAAAUGAUCCUCGCAUCACAAUCACUCCUUCAGGAGGCCUAUACAUACAAAAUGUGAACCAGGAAGAUAGUGGCGAGUAUACCUGUUUUGCAACCAACAGUAUAGAUAAUAUCCAUGCAACUGCUUACAUCAUAGUGCAAGCUGUACCUCAGUUUACUGUCACUCCUCAAGACAGAGUAGUGAUUGAGGGCCACACUGUUGAUUUCCCUUGUGAAGCGCAAGGCUAUCCACAGCCUGUUAUUGCCUGGACUAAAGGAGGGAGCCAACUCUCUGUAGAUAGAAGACAUCUAGUACUAUCAUCUGGAACACUGAGGAUUUCCAGGGUUGCUCUUCACGACCAAGGCCAAUAUGAAUGUCAAGCCGUCAACAUUGUAGGAUCCCAAAGAACAGCUGUACAGUUAACAGUACAAACUAGAGUUACUCCUGUGUUUGCUAACGUUCCGAGUGAUAUGACAGUAGAAGUUGGCACAAACGUUCAGAUUCCAUGCAGUUCUCAAGGAGAGCCUGAGCCAGUAAUAACAUGGAAUAAGGAUGGAGUUCAGGUAACAGAAAGCGGAAAGUUUCACGUUAGUCCAGAGGGAUUUCUUACCAUUCGUGAUGUUGGAACAGCUGAUGAAGGUCGAUAUGAAUGUGUUGCCCGGAAUACUAUUGGAUACUCCUCAGUUAGCAUGGUGCUAAGUGUUAAUGUUCCUGAUGUCAGUCGAAAUGGAGAUCCAUUUGUAGCAACAUCAAUUGUUGAAGCAAUUGCAACAGUUGACAGAGCUAUAAAUUCAACACGUACACAUUUGUUUGACAGUCAUCCUCGUUCUCCAAAUGAUUUGCUAGCCUUGUUUCGAUACCCAAGAGAUCCUUACACUGUCGAGCAAGCAAGAGCUGGAGAAAUAUUUGAAAGAACAUUACAGCUAAUUCAAGAUCAUGUACAAGAUGGUUUAAUGGUUGACCUAAAUGGAACAAGCUAUCACUAUAACGAUCUUGUAUCUCCACAAUACUUGAACCUGAUAGCUAAUCUGUCAGGCUGCACAGCCCAUAGACGAGUGAAUAACUGCUCAGAUAUGUGCUUUCACCAGAAAUACAGGACACAUGAUGGAACUUGCAAUAACUUGCAGCAUCCGAUGUGGGGUGCCUCUCUGACAGCCUUUGAACGGUUGUUAAAGUCAGUCUAUGAAAAUGGAUUUAACUUGCCUAGGGGCAUUGGACCUAAUAGACGCUAUAAUGGAUACACGCUCCCCAUGCCUCGCUUGGUUUCAACAUCAUUAAUAGGAACUGAAACAAUAACCCCAGAUGAUCAGUUUACUCACUUUCUAAUGCAGUGGGGUCAGUUUCUUGAUCAUGACCUUGACUCCACAGUUGCAGCUCUGAGUGAAGCCAGGUUUUCUGAUGGUCAGCACUGCAGUUCAGUUUGUACAAAUGAUCCUCCAUGUUUCUCAAUCAUGGUACCACCAAAUGACCCCCGAGUUAGAAAUGGUGCACGGUGCAUGUUUUUUGUACGCUCCAGUCCUGUUUGUGGAAGUGGCAUGACAUCUCUUCUAAUGAAUUCUGUUUACCCACGAGAACAGAUUAACCAGCUGACUUCAUAUAUAGAUGCAUCCAAUGUGUAUGGCAGUUCAGACCAUGAGUCACAAGAAAUCAGAGACUUGGCAAGUCAAAGGGGUCUUCUGAGACAGGGCAUUGUACAGAGAUCUGGCAAGCCUCUUCUUCCAUUUGCUACUGGUCCACCAACAGAAUGCAUGAGAGAUGAAAACGAGAGCCCAAUUCCUUGCUUCUUAGCUGGGGAUCAUCGUGCUAAUGAGCAGCUGGGUCUCACCAGUAUGCAUACAUUGUGGUUUAGAGAACACAACAGAAUUGCUACAGAGUUACUGAAACUCAACCCACACUGGGAUGGGGACACAAUAUAUCAUGAAACACGCAAAAUUGUUGGUGCAGAAAUGCAACAUAUAACAUACAACCAUUGGCUACCUAAGAUCUUUGGAGAGGUAGGCAUGAAGAUGCUUGGCGAAUAUAAAGGUUAUGAUCCCAAUGUUAAUUCUGGCAUAACUAAUGAGUUUGCAACUGCCGCUUUUAGGUUUGGUCACACACUUAUCAAUCCCUUACUGUAUCGGCUGGAUGAAAACUUUGAACCUAUUCUGCAAGGCCAUAUACCUCUUCAUAAGGCAUUCUUCUCUCCCUUUCGGAUUGUAAAUGAAGGAGGCAUUGAUCCACUGUUAAGGGGAUUGUUUGGGGUUGCUGGUAAGAUGCGAGUACCAUCACAGUUACUCAAUACAGAAUUAACAGAGAGACUAUUCUCCAUGGCACGUACUGUGGCUUUAGAUCUGGCAGCUAUGAAUAUUCAGAGAGGCAGAGAUCAUGGAAUUCCUCCCUACCAUGAUUUUAGAGUUUACUGUAAUCUUUCUUCAGCUCAUACUUUUGAAGAUCUGAAAAACGAAAUUAGGAAUCCUGAAAUCAGGGAGAAACUUAGCAGGCUCUAUGGUUCACCUCUGAACAUAGAUUUAUUUCCUGCUCUUAUGGUAGAAGAUUUAGUUCCUGGUAGUCGAUUGGGGCCAACUUUGAUGUGUCUAUUGAGUACACAGUUUAAACGUCUUCGAGAUGGAGACAGGUUAUGGUAUGAGAAUCCUGGUGUAUUUAGUCCACCUCAGCUGACUCAGAUCAAGCAAACAUCUCUUGCCAGAAUUUUGUGCGACAACGCUGACAAUAUAACCAGAGUGCAACGUGAUGUCUUUAAGGUGGCUGAGUUCCCACAUGGUUAUGGUAGCUGUGAAGAAAUUCCGAAACUGGAUCUAAGGAUGUGGCAAGAUUGCUGUGAAGAUUGUAGAACUAGAGGGCAGUUUAAUGCAUUUUCAUAUCACUUCCGGGGAAGACGUUCUCUUGAUUAUAGCUUUCAGGAGGACAAGCCCUUGAAGAAAAUGAAAAUGCACAAAACAGUGAGUUCUACAAAACAGGGUAAACAUUUUAAUAAUGCCACUUCAGCUUCUGAUGAACAUAUAAAAUUACCUGUGGUGAAUGACUUCAGAGAAUUUGUUUUAGAAAUGCAAAAGACGAUCAAAAGUCUCAGAAAUCAGAUAAAGAAACUGGAAUCACGUCUCAGUAGAACUGAUUGCACUGAUGAAAAGGGUAAAUCGUACUCCAGCAAUGAAACCUGGAAAAGGGACCCUUGUACUAUGUGUGAAUGCAAAGUUGGUCAGAUUACCUGUUUUGUAGAAUCAUGUCCACCAACUGAUUGCUCUACACCAGUGAAGGUCGAAGGAGUUUGCUGUCCAGUCUGUUUAAAACAAACUAUUAGCAAGGAAAAGAAGCCAUAAAUCUCCUCUAAGAAUUUAAGAUGUGUCCUCUUCAAAUCAUAACGAUGCCUGCUGAUGGCAAAUACAGGUAACCAGAAGCUUAAAACAGCAGCAAGAAAUAAAGAUUUUACAUGACAACAUUCUAAUGGUGCUGUAACAGUAUAAGAUGAUGUAUUAUUUUACUAUUUGCCCAUAAAAAGAAAACCACAAUGCAAAAAUGUUGAACGGGAAAUAAACAGGUCAAGAUAAUUCUGUGUUAAGAUUCUCAGGUUAGACAAACUGAAUCUGGUGCUACUUCAAAAAGACACUGUCAAGUAGUUUUAGGCACCCAAACUGACUUACCUUAAAACGUUUACAUUAUAAAAUCAGAACAUCUCCCAUUUAUGAGAAAUAAGCACAAUAAAAAUAUUUACUUUUUCUUUUCAGUAUUAGUGUGACUUGAUGUUCAGUGCUCUGCUAAUAAAGUUAGAAGAAGAAAAGCUAAAAUAAAAGCUUAAUAAAACUAUGUUCAGAGCUGUACUAAUACAAGGGCAAUUUCUGCAAGCCGUCUGUGCAUUUGGAUUGCCUAGUCAAUUAUGCCGGCAUAUAGACAAUGAAGUAAAAACAAAAAAAAAUCUGUUACAUUUCAACCUCUCUUUAAUUGAAGAGGAAAAUUAAUCAGUGUUUGACAAAUUGACGAGCAUAAAAUUGCUAGGGAAUGAGAAACAAACAUCAAGUUUCUAGGACGGUAUUAAAACAAUGUGUAUUACAAAAAGUGUUUGACAGUGUUCCUUGAAUGUUAUUCCUCACUUUAGGAAGCAGUACAUGACUCAUAAGUAGCAUUUGAUAUUAAAAUUAAUAUAAUAUUUUUGUCAAAACAUAUGUAAUUGCUUGGCUACUUUUUAGAUUCAUUUAUUUUAAAUCAGUGUAAAGUGACCAUCCAAAGUCCAGUUUGCAAGCAUGCUCAGACGUGCUCACAGUCUAGUUACUAAGGCCCCGUUGUGAAAAUGUGAAAAUGUCACAUGCCAUUUUGCAUACAAAGAUAGCUACUGAUUCAUUGUACAUAUUGUCAGUAGACAUAUGUUCCUGAGUAUAUUAUGGCACUGAUUGUUUAUGAAAAGAACAAUCAAAAUGAAGCAUUAACCAUUAAUUGUGGAUUGACUACUCCUUUUUAUUUUUUUCUGACAAGGUAUUUGAGUUUAUAGGUUUUCUCCAUUUUUCAGCUAGUACAUGCAUACUUAUAACUGAGUCCCUUUAUAUGACUCAUGUUAAAAAUGAUCCUCCAGUGAACUUUACUCCUCACAUAAUUCAUUUUUUAGCACUAUAGAAUAUAUGUCUAUGUCAAUGCAGUGUAUGUGUUAAGCACACCAAUUCUUCACCUUUUUAACAGGCAUAUGUUAUUACAUUCAGUGAAAGACAACUAUCAUACCUCAUUUUACAGUUUUGUUUUUCAUUUAUAGUGCAUCUUCUGAAAAAAUCCCUAAUUUCCUACAAUUCAGGGCUCAGUCCUGCAGUCCUAAUGCAGAACUCUUACUGAAGUUAUUGAAUUCUCUGGAUUCUGAGUUAAUUGUUAGGAUUUAGGAAUCAGGGAUUUAGGGAUUAAUGAAAUCUGCACAAAUGUAAACAUUAGAGAGACAAAGUGGGUGAGGUAAUAUCUUUUACUAGACCAACUUCUGUUGGUGAGAGAGACAAGCAACAUGCAAGUCUUUUCAAAUUAUGUAAAGACUUAAUUUGCAUAGUAAAUCACAUUUGUGUGUAAUAGCUAAUCUAUUGCAACAAUGCCAUUUCCACUAUAAUAUUUUGGCACAUAAUUUCCCUGGUUAGUAGCUUUAAUGUUCUAUAAUUUGAUAACUACAUACUAUGACACUGCUUUCAAACUUUGGUAUAUAUUACAAACUUACUACAAUGACUUGUUUGACGGUGUGGUAAGAGUAAUAUGUACAUGUGAGUGGGGUGUUAAGCAAAGACGUAUGUUAGAGGUACAUGGGGUAUUUUUAAGAAUAUUUCAAUUGAUUUUUAUAUAUAAAGUUUUGACUUAUGUAACCUAUUUUAAUAUUUUUAGAAACUGUGUGGAAAGCAUGUUUGAGUAUCCUAUGGUAUCUAGGGCUUCACAUUCCUUCCCCUUUUUUGAUACUCUAGUAUUUUAUUCUGUUUUCUUGAGAGUCCAAAUCACACAGUCACCCUGGAAACCCUAUGCACAUGGAACUCCCAUUGAUUUACAAUAAGAAUUCCUCAAGAGAGAGGCUUGCAGAACCAAAUCAAAUAUCAUAAUUCAAGUAUGUAUAUGGUUAUAUAGACCAGUAAAAAAAAAAAGUGCUUCCAAUGGGUUAUUAAUUUCAUCCCCCCCACGUUUAUAUGAAUUAAAUAUCCUUAGAAUUUCAGAUCAUAGCAGAAGAGCUUUUCCAUUUAUACACUAUAUAACAGUACCAUGUAUCUCAUUCCCCCGCUCCCUGCCGCAGAAUAAAGUGAAUAUCUGUUGUUCUUUGUUCAGUGUUUACUCAUACAAUAUAUAAAAAUAUUCUGGAAUAACUCUUGAAAUGCUUAUACCGCUUCAUCUUGAGUUAUUUUACAUAAACAUAAAACAUAAAGAAAAAGCAGAUCGUCACCAACAAUUUUAAAUGUAAUAAGCAAUCAAGAAUUGUAUAAAUUUACUUGUAUUAAAGUGUCUACAGAUUCAGCACCGAUAUUAACAUUUCUGAAACAGUGGCCAGUGGCUGCAUGAUCAUUUCCUCAGUAUCCACUGUGAGAAUAUUGCUGUAAUAUGUUGCAAAUUGUGCAUAUUUAUUUACUUAUUAAAACUGUUACCAAAAGCAGUCUUUGUUAUUUUUAUUGUAAUCAGUAAAUUUACCAAAGAACUGUUUGUACUGUGUAAUGAAUGCUUCUCAGUUGAAAUAAAUGGGCCACAUUUCCAAA
Mauremys reevesii (Reeves's turtle) is the source of this 7461-nucleotide messenger RNA. It is a transcript of the gene PXDN, whose product is annotated as peroxidasin. Bases 133 to 4590 code for a protein of 1485 amino acids. Gene Ontology annotation, biological process: response to oxidative stress. The record is from RefSeq and is a predicted model, not a curated record. The transcript is spliced from 23 exons. Lineage: Eukaryota; Metazoa; Chordata; Testudines; Geoemydidae. Gene Ontology annotation, molecular function: protein binding; heme binding; peroxidase activity.